AUGGCGUCCAAGGAGAGCCAGAUGACCGCCACGCUCCUGACCUCCAUCCUGGCAGCUGUGUUCGGAUCCCUCCAGAUCGGCUACCACACAGGCAAUGUCAACGCCCCAGCCAGGAUCAUCGAGGAGUUCUUCAACCACACCUGGAGGUCCAGACAUAAUCAGUCGAUGCCAGAUCACAGCCUGACCUUCCUGUGGUCCCUCUCCGUCAGCAUCAAGGACUUUGGAGCCCUGCUGGGGUCACUAGGGGUCAAGUGUCUGGCUGACACCUUCGGCAGGCGUAACUCCAUCCUGAUAGUGAAUGCCCUGUCGGUGGUGGGAGCCUGUCUGAUGUUUGCCUCUAAGGCCAAUGAGUCAUUUGAGAUGCUGAUUGUUGGCCGGCUGGUGUUCGGUCUGUUCUGUGGCCUUGUGAUGAGUCUCAACCCUCUCUACAUCCAGGAAGUCUCCCCCACCAACCUCAGAGGGGCCUUCGCUACCCUCAACCAGGUCUCUUUCGCUACGGGCAUACUCUUGGGCAUGGUAGCUGGUCUUGAAACAGUGCUGGGAACAAAAGAGCUGUGGGCUAUGAUGUUUUCCCUGUCUCUGAUACCUGCCCUGCUACAGUACCUGGCCCUCCCCUUCUGCCCUGAGAGCCCUAGAUACCUGCUCAUCAACCGGGGCCAGGAGAGCCAGGCAGAGACUGCCCUGUGGCGUCUGAGAGGCCUGUCAGACGAGGUGUUCACGGAGCUGGAGGAGAUGAAGCAAGAGGCGGCUCACACCCAAUCAGCCCUCACCGUCAAGGAGUUCUUCACGAAACGCUCCUACCGACAGCCAAUCAUCAUCGUCCUCAUCGUUAACCUGGGCUCCCAGCUCUCAGGCUUCAACGCGAUCAUCAAUUAUUCCACCAAGAUGUUUGACAAGGCUAACUUUGACGAAGCCAAGUAUCUGACGCUGGGGGUGGGGGCCGUGAACGUGGCCUUCACUCUGGUGGCGUUCUUCCUGAUGGAGAGGGCGGGGCGUAGGAAACUACUGUUGACUGGCUUCCUGUGUCUAGCUGUGUGCAACCUCUCCAUGACCGUCAUAGACUCAGUCCUGUUCCUUGUCCCAGAGCUGCGUAACCUGCAGGUGUUGGUCGUGUUCUUCCUGAUCUCAGCCUAUGAGGUGGGACCUGGCCCUAUUUCCUGGUUCAUCGCUGCAGAGCUGUUUGACCAGCCAGCCAGACCAAUCGCCAUGGCCUUCACCAGCAUGCUCAACUGGGGAGGGAAGUUCAUGCUGGCCCUGCUAUUCCCUCCACUACUGAAACUGUGUGGUGCUUACGUGUACCUCCUCUUCACGACCAUGGCUCUGACAGCCUUCAGCUUCACUUGGAGACGCCUACCUGAGACCAAGGGACGCACCUUCGAUGACAUCGCCGCCGAGUUCCGAGAGUCCGAGGGCAUCCCCCUGCAAAAUAAGACUGGUUUCAACACCUUCCCCUGACCUGAACGUCCUGGCCCCUCUCACCUUACCCCUGACCUGAACGUCCUGGCCCCUCUCACAUUACCCCUGACCUGAACGUCCUGGCCCCUCUCACCUUACCCCUGACCUGAACGUCCUGGCCCCUCUCACCUUACCCCUGACCUGAACGUCCUGGCCCCUCUCACCUUACCCCUGACCUGAACGUCCUGGUCCCUCUCACCUUCCCCUGACCUGAACGUCCUGGCCCCUCUCACCUUACCCUGACCUGAACGUCCUGGUCCCUCUCACCUUCCCCUGACCUGAACGUCCUGGCCCCUCUCACCUUCCCCUGACCUGAACGUCCUGGCCCCUCUCACCUUCCCCUGACCUGAACGUCCUGGCCCCUCUCACCUUACCCUGACCUGAACGUCCUGGCCCCUCUCACCUUCCCCUGACCUGAACGUCCUGGCCCCUCUCACCUUACCCCUGACCUGAACGUCCUGACCCCUCUCAUCUUCCCCUGACCUGAACGUCCUGGCCCCUCUCACCUUACCCCUGACCUGAACGUCCUGGCCCCUCUCACCUUACCCCUGACCUGAACGUCCUGACCCCUCUCAUCUUCCCCUGACCUGAACGUCCUGGCCCCUCUCACCUUCCUCUGACCUGAACGUCCUGGUCCCUCUCACCUUCCCCCUGACCUGAACGUCCUGGCCCCUCUCACCUUCCCCCUGACCUGAACGUCCUGGUCCCUCUCACCUUCCCCCUGACCUGAACGUCCUGGCCCCUCUCA
Salvelinus fontinalis (brook trout) is the source of this 2203-nucleotide messenger RNA. RefSeq names its product solute carrier family 2, facilitated glucose transporter member 1 (gene slc2a1c). The transcript has 10 exons. NCBI's taxonomy places the organism in Eukaryota, Metazoa, Chordata, Actinopteri, Salmoniformes, Salmonidae. Gene Ontology annotation, cellular component: membrane. Gene Ontology annotation, molecular function: hexose transmembrane transporter activity. Gene Ontology annotation, biological process: monosaccharide transmembrane transport. The coding region runs from base 1 to 1455 and encodes 484 amino acids. The record is from RefSeq and is a predicted model, not a curated record.